ACCGAGCCCAGUGGAUCGGAAGAAGCAUUCAUUAGCUUCCUCUCCCGCAGCGCGGCGGCUAUGGCGGCUUCUCCUCGUCUCCCCGUCCGAGCGGUGAACCUCGGCGGGUGGCUGGUGACAGAGGGCUGGAUGUGGCCGUCCCUCUUCGAGGGCAUACCCAACAACGAUCUCCUGGAUGGCGCGCAGCUGCAGUUCAAGUCGGUAAAGCAGAACGCCUACGUGGCCGCGGAGAAUGGCGGCGGCGCGGGGCUGGUGGCGAAUCGGCCCCGGGCGUCCGGCUGGGAGACCUUCAAGCUGUGGCGGAUCAACAAGGUGACAUUCAAUUUCAAAGUGUUCGGCAACCAGUUCGUGGGCGUCAAGAGCGACGGCUCGCUGGUCGCAACGGCGGCGUCGCCGGGCCGGUCGGAGACGUUCCGAUUGGUCCGCAGCCCCGGCGACCAGUUCAGGAGAUGA
Molecule: messenger RNA, 453 nt
Organism: Triticum aestivum (bread wheat)
Lineage: Eukaryota; Viridiplantae; Streptophyta; Magnoliopsida; Poales; Poaceae
Exons: 2
Coding region: 61-453 (130 amino acids)
Biological process (GO): actin filament bundle assembly; establishment or maintenance of cell polarity; cell migration
Cellular component (GO): actin cytoskeleton; cytoplasm
Molecular function (GO): actin filament binding
Source: RefSeq, a predicted model, not a curated record